Messenger RNA from Schizosaccharomyces cryophilus OY26, 2091 nucleotides. Its product is annotated as transcription factor Rdp1. The record is from RefSeq and is a predicted model, not a curated record. Bases 550 to 1821 code for a protein of 423 amino acids. The transcript is spliced from 3 exons. Lineage: Eukaryota; Fungi; Ascomycota; Schizosaccharomycetes; Schizosaccharomycetales; Schizosaccharomycetaceae.
CAACACUACUCCAAACGCAAAAAAUUUGUUUUGCUGAAAAAAAGCGAGUAAAACGUGUUUCUACGGCGUAAGAAAGGAAGAGAAAAGGUUGUUGAAGCGUCCAGUAAAUCCAGUAGGUGCUUGUUUGGUGCAAGAUUGAAUUCAGCAUUGGUACAUCCGUUAGCACCUCGCCACUUUGGAAUUUCGGCCUUUCUCUAGAAAGUAAACGUUAAAACCAUCAAGUUCUCUUACAUCGUCGAAGGCUUUUUUUCAAGCUUGCCUGAACUUUUAGAAUUAAUUUUUAUUUUUUUAUUUUGUUUUAUUUUUUUCCAAUUCUUCUGUCUUUCCCACAUAGUUGUUCGGGAAUUUCUGUUUUCUUGUAUAUAGAUUUUCGUUUUUCGAGACACUUACGUGGGUAAUAAUUCUUGUCUUCUUGAACCGUUUGCAUAGUUCGAUUCACAUUCUUUCGUCCGUCCUAGUGCUGGAGUUAGAAUUUAGAAUUGCGGUUACAUCCAUAAACAAACACACCUGGAAUCUCCUAUUUUUCACUCUCUUUUUAUUUUCCGUGCCAUGUCCAUUGCUCCUAGGCAAAUUAUGGACGACCCGAACUUAAAAAAAGAAGAUCCUACCAAUUCUCCUACUACAUCCUCCGUACCCGUUGCUGCGACCACCACCGCUACAGGUCAAGGUCCAAUAUCUACAGGAUCUUCCGCAACCAACCCUGGUCCUACUCAUAGUGCUCCUCCACCGUCAACAAUUAGCCCUGCAACAGCAACCCCGAAUCCCCCCAAACACCCUUCAACCGGUAUCCCUCCUUCUCCUACUGCUACCACUAUGUAUAGAUGUGACAAAUGUGACAUGGUUUUUGCCAAACAGUCUGGUUUAACAAAUCAUAAACGGACAUAUCAUCAACCCGAAACAGUCGUCAUUAUUGGUCGACGUAGGUACGUUUGGAGGAGAAAUGAAAAUGGCCGUUUUCAAUGUGUUUGCGGCCGUCAGAACUGGCGUCGUCCAGUAAAUUUUGCUUCCCACGCUAAGCAAUGUCCGAGCUUCUUGGCUAUGGACCCAAACAAUAUUCCCCCAGAGAUUAAUAAAGUUCCUCCCCACGAAGAUAUCCAUUCUUUAACUGAUUCCAGACGCCGAUUUCGUCGGGGUAAUACACAAGAUAGCUUAACGCCUGGUCCACAUCCGUCUCAAGUUGGCGAUCCAAAUGCAUCUACCAACGCUGCUGUCGCUGCGGCUGCCGUUGCUGCUGCGAACAAUUUAACGAACGGUGUCCAUACUCCUGAUGUUUCACGAAAUAUAAAUAGCUCUUUAGUAGACGCUGCAGAGUCACUCGCGAACGUCUCUCAACAGCAACACAAUCAUCAUCCUUUUGCCCGUCAACCAGACUAUGCCACUCAUCCCCUUGCUCGUACCCCUAACGCCUAUAGUCACUCCAUGAACAUGUUUGCUCCAAACAAUCCUAAUUCCUCGUUAUUACAAAGUUCUAUGCCUUCUGACGUUUCUAUCGCUUCCUCCCUCGUUCAACAACCUAUUCAUCCCUCGUAUGAUUCACGAUUUUCUAAAGGUACCGAUGCCCUUGUUGCUACCGCUUUAGGCUACGGUGCUCCUCCCUCUGCAGCUACUCUUUGCCCUUUAUAUCGAGAUACCCCUGCUGCAAUUGUCAGCGAAAAACUGCGUUUACGGUUGGCCAACUUGAGAGUCGCAUACUGCGAGGACUGUAGAGAAUUCAUAUCAUUGUCUGCAGCACUGGAUCACCGUCGAUCGCAGCAUUCACAAAGUAUUACGCCUGAUCUUGUACAUGUGUACAGUGACUUCCUAGAUUAUCAAAAUUGUUAAGCUGAUGGCCGCUCGAAUUACGACAUUUAUUUUUUUUCAGCUAAAACAUAUUUACUUGUUUCGUGUCUUGUUUAUUUUUUUUUUAUUAUAAUUUUUCAUGGCCUGCGUUGUAAUAAUAUUCUUAAAAUCUUUAAUCUCUCUGGUUACCUUCGUUUCCUUUACUUUUUGAUCUCUGAAUAUGCUUAAUCUAAUAUACUCAUAGACCACUUCAUUAUAAAUGAAGUUUAUGCUAGGUAAAUUCAAUGAGAUGAAUUACGAAUAAUUGCUGAC